This is a messenger RNA of Saccharomyces eubayanus, 321 nucleotides long. It is a transcript of the gene RBL2, whose product is annotated as Rbl2p. Gene Ontology annotation, cellular component: microtubule cytoskeleton; cytosol. The transcript has a single exon. The record is from RefSeq and is a predicted model, not a curated record. Gene Ontology annotation, molecular function: beta-tubulin binding. Lineage: Eukaryota; Fungi; Ascomycota; Saccharomycetes; Saccharomycetales; Saccharomycetaceae. The coding region runs from base 1 to 321 and encodes 106 amino acids. Gene Ontology annotation, biological process: post-chaperonin tubulin folding pathway; tubulin complex assembly.
AUGGCACCCACACAAUUGGAAAUCAAAGUCAAGGCUUUAAAGAGGCUAGUCAAAGAAGAGGGUUACUACCAACAAGAACUAAAAGAUCAAGAAGCUCAUGUGGCGAAACUCAAAGAGGAUAAAAGCGUUGAUUCAUACGAUUUGAAAAAACAGGAAGAAGUUCUUGAUGAUACCAAAAGACUACUGCCCACUUUGUAUGAGAAGAUUAGAGAAUUCAAAGAAGAUUUGGCACAAUUCCUAGAAUCGUACCAAGGUACUGAAGAUGUUAGUGAAGCAAAGACUGUCAUUACCUCUGCACAAGAAUUAGUCGCAUCUAAAUAA